AUGGAUAAUUCUGCUUUAUAUCGUUUAAAAAAUUUAAACAAUCAUAAUAUAAUAUCCGUAUUCAAAGAUCAAUUCAAAAUUGGUCGUGCUACAACUAAUGAUUUGUCAAUUGCAAAUAAUCCAUAUAUAUCAUCAUCUCAUUGUAUAUUUGAAUAUUAUCAUGGACAUCUUUAUGUACGUGAUACAAGUUCUAAUGGUACAUUAAUUAAUCGAUCAAAUAAAAUAAGUAAAAAUGAUCCCUGUGUUGAACUUCAUUCCGGUGAUACUGUACAUAUAGUUUUUCGAAAAGAUGAACCUGAAUCAAAUGUUAUCUUUCAAGUAGAAUUACCAAUAUUAAAUCAAAUUGAAGAACAAUCAAAUAAAGAAUUAUCUUCAUAUGAUGAAGAUACACAAAUGACUUCAUAUCCAUCAAUUCCUCCUUUAUCACCUAAUCAAACUCAAGAAAAUCUUGAUUUAUCUAGUCUAAUGAAUACAAGUGCAGAUGUUGAAUUAAAACCAACCAAAGCAAAAGGCGAACCACGAAAAGAAUUUGCUAUGGAAGCGGGUGAUGAUAUGGAAGAUGUAUUAACAUGUGUAUGUUGUCAAGAUAUGAUGUCGAAUCCAAUAAGCCUAGAACCAUGUUUACAUGCAUUUUGUAAUGAUUGUUAUGCUUCAUGGGAAGCUGUUCAACGAACUUGUCCUAAAUGUCGUGUUAAAGUUAUUGGCAAGAAAAAAAAUUUUGUAAUUAAUGGAAUUUUAGAAGCUUAUCUUAAAGCAUAUCCACAUAAACGACCUACAUCAAAACAAUCUGAUGAGAAUAAUGACGAAUCAACAAAGGCAAAAACCACAAAAAAUGAAGUUGGUCCUGAUGGAAUGUAUUUACAUAAUACUCAAUAUGGAUAUGAUGAUUAUGAUGAUGAUAUGGACGAAGAUGACGAAAUGGAUGAUGACAAUGACCACGAUGAUGAUGAUGAUGAUGAUGAUGAUGAUGAUGAAGAUAAUCAUCAUCAAAUUUAUUUUAAUCCAUUCGUUCUUCCUCCUCCUCCUCCUGUUGCUAAUGUCAGAUUUGUUUGCCGACAAUGUCCACCACAAAUUGCUGUAACUGCUGAUCCAACUGAUUUUCAAUGUCCGGGAAAUCAAAAUCAUAUACUUUGUCAAUGUUGUAUACAACCAAUGCCAGAUCGACGAGAUGAACCUGAUAUUCAUCAACAUUGUGAGAUAUGUAAACAAUUUUUUUGCAAUAUUUAUUUUCAACAAUGUUCACGAGCUGGAUGUCUUGGAUGUUUAAAUCAUUUACGAGAUUUUAAUUUUUCACCUCGUCAUCUUACAAAUUUCGUUAAUGAUAAUCCUGUUGAAUCACAGAUUGUUCAAGAUUAUCUUACAAAUAAUCAUAAGACAAUACGUGAUUUACUUAUUGAAUGUUGUGAUCGUCUUGAUCGAAAUGAAUUUACUUGUUCGAAUAUUGAUCGUAAUGCUGCUGUUCUUUCAUCAAAAGUUGUUUGUUAUAAAUGUGGUUUAAAAAUGUUUAAAGAAUUAGUUUAUCAAUUUCGUGUUCAUAUGAAACAAGAUGAUAUAUUUCCAGUAAUAAUGCGUAAUCGUGAUAAUUGUUAUUAUGGUAAACGAUGUCGUACACAAUAUACAAAAAUUGGUCAUGCACAAAAAUUAAAUCAUGCUUGUGAACAGAUUAAAUUUUAG
Messenger RNA from Rotaria sordida, 1674 nucleotides. The record is from the annotation of a GenBank genome assembly. Lineage: Eukaryota; Metazoa; Rotifera; Eurotatoria; Philodinida; Philodinidae.